This is a messenger RNA of Postia placenta MAD-698-R-SB12, 1299 nucleotides long. RefSeq lists its product as hypothetical. Gene Ontology annotation, molecular function: exopolyphosphatase activity. Bases 1 to 1299 code for a protein of 432 amino acids. The record is from RefSeq and is a predicted model, not a curated record. Lineage: Eukaryota; Fungi; Basidiomycota; Agaricomycetes; Polyporales; Adustoporiaceae. Gene Ontology annotation, cellular component: cytoplasm. The transcript is spliced from 2 exons.
AUGCCUCUUUCCGGAUUCCUGGGCAAUAGCAAACAGGCCUAUCUCGACGGUGUCAAAGAAAGCGAAGGUCAGGAAUGGACGAUAGUUAUGGGCAACGAGGCGGGAGACCUCGACUCCGUUGCGAGUGCCGUGGCUUACGCCUGGUAUAUCUAUACGAUCCUGAAGGAGCCGUCUGUGGCGCUCAUGCAGACGCCACGGACGGACCUGCAUUUGCGUGCUGAGAAUCUUCAUGCUCUCUCACUUGCUGGGCUGAGCCCUGCUGAUUUACUGUGCAUUGACGACGUUCCUUACAAGAGGCCUGGUCCAUUCCCCUCGACCAAGUUCGCUCUCGUCGAUCACAACCGCCUGCAGGGCCAGUUCACGCAAGAAAACCACGGAGCUCGUGUCGUGGCCGUCGUGGAUCAUCAUGAGGAUGAGGGUUUCUACAAGGAUACCGCGGACCCACGGAUUAUCACGACAGGCAUCGGAAGUUGUGCCUCGAUUGUCGCAUGCUAUCUCGAAGAGAAGUGCCGAGACCAUAUCCCGCCUGAGCUGGCGUCAUUGCUUCUAUCUGCGAUCGUGGUUGAUACCUCUGGCCUUCUACCCGGAAAGAAAGCAGUUGAGAUUGAUCACCGGGCGGCUACUUUCCUCGCGUCGCGCUCUAAACCGCCUGUCCUGUCAGACGCUGCUGCAUUCAUCGCUGCACCCGUGCCCUCACUUCACGAGUUGCCCGCACUACGGGAGCUCUCCGACACACUGCAGACGAAGAAAGCAUCGGUCUCGCAUCUGCGGACGCGCGACCUGCUACGGCGAGACUACAAAGAAUACGCGCUCACGUCGUCAUGGGCGUCUGGUGGUGCGGUACUCAUUGGCCUUGCCUCUGUGCCCGUCGGCCUUGCGGCGUGGCUCCCGCUUGAGGGUAGUUCGGAAUUUUCGAGGGCCACUCGGGCAUGGAUGGACGAACGUGGGCUCACUGCACUGGGGGUGCUGACAUCGUUCCGCGAUGAUCACAAGCCCGGACAAAGCGGGCGUGGAAAGCAUCGCCGCGAGCAGCUGUGGGUCGUGCGUGCGGGCAAUAAGGCCGGGGAGGAGCUUGGCGAGCGGCUAUUCCGAGGUCUGGAGGCGAGCGAGCAACUGAGGCUGAAGGACAAGAAGUGGAAGAAAGUGGGCGUGGAGGAGGGUGCAGGCUUUGGGGAGAGCUGGCGUGUGCGAGUGUGGAAGCAGAAGAAUGCGGAUGCGACGCGGAAAGCUACGGCGCCGAUCAUGAAGGCGAUCAUAGAGGGUGACCAUGGCGCGCAAGGGUUACAGUCGGGCCUCUGA